AUGGCAGCGCAAAAGGCUCCCACAGAGUCAAUCAUCACUGUCGAGCCCGUGCCUGGAGAUGGCCCGGAUGUCUUCCGAAGCGUGAGUAGCCUUCAUGACCAGAAAAACGCUCGAUCUGUCUUUGGUGGGAUCCUCAUCAGUCAUGCGAUUGGCGCCGCCAGCCAGACCGUGCCCCCGGGAUAUGUCGUUUGCUCGUCCAAGUCGUCGUUCAUCCGCCCGGCAGCAGGCGAAGAGACGAUCAAGUACGCCGUCGAGAGGACGGCAGACACGCGUGGAUUCGUCACCCGCCUCGUGCGUGCAUACCAGGGACCCGAGAAGUUGCUAUUGUAUCUCUCCACCAUCACUUUCCAGAACAAGAAGAGCUCGGCUCCUCGCUACAUACUCACCUAUGGCCUGCCUCCACCAGACCUCGGUGGGAUCAAACCCGACGACAUCCCCAAGGCUUCCCUGCCGCAGAUCAUGCAUUGGUCAACCAAGCAAGACUUCCCGGUGCAUGACCGCAACUACCUCAAGUUUAGAGAACCAUGCGAUUGGCGCCCGUGUGAGUUUACCGUCGUCGACGAGCCUACGGAAUACCGGAUGUACGGCUUUGUCCGGUCGCCUGAGAUAUCUACAGAUAGCCCCGGCAUGCACAUGGCGGCAAUAGGCUGUAUAUCGGAUUCUUACAUCAUUGGGCCUUCGCUUUAUGCAAACAUUAGCAAGGUCGGUCGCAUGAUCGAAAAUGUGGCCAUGGCGGUCAGUUUGAACCACAGUGUGGUCUUCCACGACUUCGAUGCAAAGGCAGAUCAAUGGAUGGUCUGCGAGAGGCAGUCUUCCUGGGGCGGUGAUGGUAGAGUCCUGACUCACCAGCGAAUCUGGAACGUCGAGACGGGCUGCCUGGUCAUCUCCUGCACUCAGGAGGGCAUUGCGCGGAUCAAAGACGCUUCAUUCAAGCUAUAG
This is a messenger RNA of Clonostachys rhizophaga, 939 nucleotides long. Lineage: Eukaryota; Fungi; Ascomycota; Sordariomycetes; Hypocreales; Bionectriaceae. The record is from the annotation of a GenBank genome assembly.